UUUAAUAUAUAUAUAAAUUUUUUUUUUUUUACAUAAAUAGUAACUGAUGAUUCAUCUUGUGAAUCGAAGAUUGUUCAAAUCACUGUAUUACAAUGUUUAUUCAUGCUUUGUCCACACUUUAUGGUUUUAGAUGAUAGAAAUCUUUUGUGAUAAAAAAAAAAGAUGAUAGAAAUCUUUGAAUUCUGAUAAUUAUCUUCCAUUUUUUUUCUUAAAAGGGUAGUAUAUGUGGUGAAGAAAAAGAAAAAAGGACAAGAAACUACGUGUGUGUAUAAUAAUAAUGACACCAAAAUAUAUGUACUUAGAUUGACCGCAUAAGAAGCUUUUUCGUAUACCUAGUGGCCAUUACUAUGUGUAAUUGCAAUAUUGAUCCCUCGCUCGUUCUCUCUGCGUGCAACAAUUUAAUUUCCACAAGAUAUAUUCUCUUCCUCCUCAAGUCCUCUCUUAUCAUUAAGACACAUACUCUCUCUCUCUCCCUCUAGCUCCAUGUCUUUUACGGUCUCUGACCAUUCCUCGAGUUCUCGAUCUGUAGUCUCCAUCUAGGAACCCUAAUUUAUUAUUCUCUCCUCCGUUUCCCUUCAUGUUGAGAUCAUCAGAAACUCUUUGUCUCACUCCUCUCCUGCUUUCUUUGGCUAUUCCGGUCACCGGAUUCUGCCAUGGUUCCUGAUACUAAGUUCUCCUCCUCCACAACAGUUCUUGUUCCAUGUGGGUUUUCCAAUAGUUUCGCUUUUAUGAGGUUAUUACAAAAAGCUCAUUAUUUCUCUGCCGUCUCUGAAGACGACAACAACAACAAAGAUUACCAAGUAAAAGAUAACCAUCACCAGUUUUGUAGGAGAGACUGUAGUUUCAUGGCCGAUCAAGAAGAGCCUAGGAGUAUUACUUCUACGCUAAUCUACAAGGACGAUGACGACAACAACAACAAUAGCAAUAACAAUUAUAAUAAUGCCAACGAUGACGCCGAAAAUCAUGAGAUGAGGCAAGAAGGGUGGCUCCGGUUAAGCAUAGGCCACGAGAAUGAUGUUAAACCGGAUAUUGACCAUCAGCAACAACAUCAAACCGAUACAGCUGCUAGGAGGGACUCUUUCCUAGAGCUUAACCUUUCCUCUGGGGGUUCAAAUAGAGAAGAAGAAGUUGGUCUUCCAUUGUCAUCUCUCUUUCAUCAUCAGCAUCAACGAGGAGGGAUGAUGAUCAAUCAAUUGAUGUUCCCUACCAGGCCUGAUCAGGAGAUGAUUGGUUCUUGGGCGGCUGCUGCCUUUCGAAUGCCACAAAACCUAAUGCAACCAACACCAUCAUCUGCUUCUUUGAUAAUGCCACUGAUAGGACCGUACUUUGGUCGCACCAAUUUCCAGCAACAGUUACUAGGGGACAAUAAUAAUAAUAAUAAUUAUCAGGAUGUGGUGGCUGGUCCAAGCUCGAGUUUUCGAGUCAUUGAUCCACCUAGACGACCCCAUUCCGGUAUUUGGUUCCUCCUUCAAGCUUCUCAAAACCAGACAAGAGAACCAUUCUUGCCUCAGAUACCCAAGAGCUACUUGAGAAUCAAGGACGGGAAGAUGACUGUUCGACUAUUGAUGAAAUAUUUGGUGAAUAAGUUGCGAUUGGAGCACGAAUCCCAGAUCUGAUGAUUCCCUUCUCAAGCUUGGAAUCUAUCAAACCAUAUAUACAAAUAUGACUCUUCAUAUUGUCGCAGAGAAGUUGUACCGAUAGUUCUCUCCCUGUCAAGACCAAGAAGCUUUGCCCGAGCCUGGAGUUGAACCUCUUUGACGAUCAGAGUAGGUGGCUUAUGUAAAGCAGAGUGAAGACGGGAAUUCCUUUCCCUCCAAAUGAAAUAAACAGAAGCUUGGAAAACUAAUUUCAAAAUAAACAGAAGCUUGGAAAACAAAUAAACAGAUUCCUUUCCCUACAUCAGGUUGUUGCAAGCAUGUUUUCCUAAACCAUUCUUUAGAAGCUUAGAGGUCUAUUAAAUUUAAUUAACAUGGAAGGAAGAUAAAGUAAACAAUAAUUUCUAUGUCAACUCAAUGUUUAAAAUUCACUCAAAUCACUAAGUUUAUCUGUCUUGUUGCAUUAAGCCAUGCCAUUAAGUAUAAUAUGUCAAAUGGAACGAGGCAACGAGUAUAUAAAUGCAUAUCUUUGUACUCUCAUACACAUUGAAUAUGUGACAUGUCUGAUAUAUAUAUAUAUAUUUAUCAAAUAUUUAAGUUUUUAUUGCCAAGCAGUUUAUUUCUUGUUCAUUUCUCCUAAACUACACAAUAUAAAAUAAUAUAAAAAUGUAAGACAUCAGAAUUUUUUUAAAACAUUUUACAUUUGGAAUACCGAAAGAAUAUAUGUGUAAAAAUAUAUUUUCAUAUUUAUAUAGAUGAUAUAAUGAUGUGAAUGUGUGUGUAUAUAUGAGUGUCAUGAUUAACCAGCCAUAAUCUGACUUCGUGGAGGCAUUGUUCGUCCAUUUUGUGUUUUCCCCUUUUUAAGUUUCCUUUGACUUUUUAGACGUAAGAAAACAAAAGCCGUAAAAAGCUCCAAAUAUUACAUAAAUUUCAAGUUUCCUUCUGCGCCACAUGUUUUUUUUUUGUCAACUCGUUCGUCAUUCCAUGUCAUAAACAAAUAAAUUCUCAAAUGAAAAAUGGCAAUUACUUAUAUUUGAUUUAUCUUGUCGGAAUUAAUUAAUCAAAAGUUAUUUCCACCCUUUGUUGGUAAAGACUAGAGAACAUAAAACACUUGUUUCUCUCAAUUUUUAAAAUAUUAAGUAAGCAUAAUAAAUAUUCCAACACUUGUUAUUUUAUAAGAAUCCUAGACUUAAAUCACCAUGGAUAAACAAGAAUAAUUUUGUCUUCCAAAAUUUAUAUCGUACAUUCGUACUUUACUUCCAUGAUGAGCCUUGAUUAACAAUUUUGGAUAAAAUGCUUGUUACGUUUCAUUCUAAUAUUUCACAUCAUUAUUCUAUGUAGACUAUAUAUAGUUCUACUCUAUAACUUUUGAUAUGGAAAAGCGUAUAAUGGUAAUUAUUUAUUAUAAAAUAUUGUCAUAGCAUGAGAUGAAUAGAAAUAUAUGACUUUAAAAUUACCUUCACAAAUUAAUAGUUUUUCGUUCUUUCACGUAAACUUAAGAAGUAUAGAAGGAGGCUUAUAGCCAAAUCGUCAUGCUUAUGUUAGAAGUGGCUCAUCAACACCAACAAUAAAAUUCGUUUGCCUUGGUUUAGUUGAUUAUUUGUUACUUGUUAGUGUCUCGUGUAGGACUCUUUCUUCACAAGACCCCUAACGAAUUUUGUGCUUCAAAAGCCUUUUACCCAUCAACCAUAGUCAUAUCUCUAAGUGCUGCAUUUUCUUAAAUAGAUAACGAAAUUGUAAAGCGUAUCUUACAAAUACAAAACUAAUAAAAAUCUAUUAGUUUGGGGAAUAUGCUACUUAUUAUAUACUACUAACCAGAGAAAAUGGAUAUACAGCAACCGUACAAAUUUACAUUUGAUAUAUAUUCUAGGUAUGUAACUGAACUAUCUAACACCAUCAACUUCAUUAUAUAGUAUAUAUAUUCCCACUAAGUAAAAGCAUAAAACUUGUGACUUAAAAUGAUAUAUUAUGGGAUCGCUAAUAUUGGUCAUUAGUCAUCGAAACUUAAAACAGAAUACGUGCGUGGGAUUAUGGUGAAGUUUUCAUGGGGUACUGUCUCCGUAACUGAAUUUCCUACGUCUAGAAAAACUUAUAUUUCUUUUUGGCUAGGAAAAAACUUAUAUUUCUCGGCACAAUAUCCUUGUAAAACAUAUCAUCAAUUUAUCUACAUCUGCUUUUUAUUUUUGGAACGUAUAUAUAUAUAUUUUUUUUUUGAAACACGCACGUGUAUUUACAUAUAUAUAUAUUUAUAUAUUUGUGAACAUUUAUAUACCAAAAUAUUAUAAGCCAUAAAUAUAAGAGAAUGAGGGAAAUGAUAAAUGAUAGUAGGAGAAUGCGUUAGAGUGGCUUUGGCCAUAAAGACUAAAUUUGCUUUGUGUACCCUUGAUUAUUCAAUUGAAAACAUGGUUCCAGAUUUUGACCUAAAAUGAACUUCUGAAAUAUUCCUCAGUCCUCACCAUGAGUUGAAUACUCAGACAUUACGGCAUAUAUAACACUAGUCUAUUGGGAAGAGUCACUAGAAAAUGCAUUGCGGGUAGAAAAAGGGUGGGCCACAAAAUGAUUAACAUUUUGGACGUCGUGGAUACCAGUCAAAUUAAUUAGAUAUUGAAUAAGCAUUGCAUAGUUUUCUUUAACGUGUUAUAUAAAUAUAUAUGUGAAAUAAGUUAGUGGAGUCAUUGUUGAUGUUGCUCUUCUUUAAAAGCAAUUGAAAAUCAGGAAUCUCUUAGAAGUAAAGAAGAUAUGACAUAGUUACGGCAUUGUGUAGCCACCGCGAAACGUGGCUCUCUCCGUCAUCCCUACGAAUCAAUGAUCUCAUUAAACCCAAUUAUUCAGUUUUCUUAUCACAUCAUAUUGUAUAAUAUACACUCGUUACUAGCACAUAUAUACCUAGAAAAUCAUAUAUAUUGAGCCUCGCAUUCGUUGCAUAUACUUCACGUAGGCCGUAUAGUUAUUUAAGAUUCGGUCCGAACAUGUUAUUUAUUAAGACAUCCGUUCAUUCCCGAAACUAAUCACACGUUUAGGUGAAAAUUAGCUUUGGUCUAUGUUUUGUGGGUAUUGUUACAUUAAUCACUUAUUAAAUUUGAUCGUGGUUAGCAUAGAAAUUACUGAUACUAUAAUUUAUGACUAAUACUGUUGUUAUAUAAAA
Brassica napus (rape) is the source of this 4740-nucleotide messenger RNA. Its product is annotated as dr1-associated corepressor homolog. Gene Ontology annotation, biological process: multicellular organism development. Bases 654 to 1616 code for a protein of 320 amino acids. The transcript is spliced from 4 exons. The record is from RefSeq and is a predicted model, not a curated record. NCBI's taxonomy places the organism in Eukaryota, Viridiplantae, Streptophyta, Magnoliopsida, Brassicales, Brassicaceae.